AUCCAGGAGCCAAGCGAAGCUUCCAGAGCCUCCCCACCUGUGGCACCGAACCUCCCACAACCGCUCAGAGGGCAAACACAGCGACCAGGAGUGACAUUUCGGGGCGAUGGUGCCCUUGGGCAGCCCCACUCUCGCCGUCUGCGCCUCCAGCAACCUGCGCCUCGUGGCCCCCGGCCGUGGCUCCCCCCUGGCCUGGCUGAACCGGGGUUCCGAGUGCCCAGGGGAGCCGGGGGGCAGCGGGGGCCGGAGACCGAGCGCCGUGGAGCGGCUGGAGGCCGACAAGGCCAAAUACGUCAAGUCCCAGCAGGUCAUCAGCCGGCGGCAGGAGCCGGCGCUGCGGGGCUCGCCCCGGCUGUCCCCGCUCGGCCGGCGCCUCCUCGCCCGCCAGCAGUGCAAUGAGCUGUGCCAGGGCUCGGAGCUGGGCCGGGAGGGGCCCAGGAAGCUGCCGUGCCCCCCGUCCCCCGUGUCGCGCCGCAGCGGCAGCAGGCGCCUGCUGAGACCCGACUCCCUCAUCAUCUACCGGCAGAAACGGGAUUGCCUGGGCGGGGACAAGGAGAACGCCAAGGGCUCCGGGCUGGUGCGACGCCUCUUCCAGGGACCCCUCAGGGACAAGCCCCCCAGCUCCCCGCCAGCCAGGGGGCUGGGCGAGGGACCACCACCCCCGCAGAGUCCCGAGACCCCCAUGCUGUGGGCGCCUGUGGAGAAGGAGGAGGCGAGGACACCGGGUGCCAGCAGCAGCAGCGGCAGCGGUGGCACCUUCCCCGUGCCCGGCAGUCCCCCGGCAGAGCCCCCGCAGCCCCCAGGGAAGCAGGCGCUGGCCCUGCGCGUGUCGCUGCCGCUCUCGGAGCAGGAGAGGUUCUUCAACUACUGCGGGCUGGACCGGGCGCUGGUGGAGCUGCUGGGGCGGGAGCGGUUCGGGCCGGCGGGCUGGGACAGCGCCUCGGCUCGGCUCCUCGGCUCCUGCGAGUCGGAGCCCGGGCGGGCCUCGGGGGGCAGCGAGGGGGGCGCGGGGCCGGGCGAGGAGGAGCCGGAGGAUGCCCGGCUGGGCUCCGCCGUCUCGGUGGUGGAGCGCAACGCCCGUGUCAUCAAGUGGCUCUACGGCUGCCAGAGGGCCUGGGCGGCCGCCAAGGAGUCCACGGUCUGAGCAGAGACGGCCCGGCCGGGAUGAGGACCCCCACUGUGACUCCUGCUGGCUGGACAUAUCCCCUCACCCUUGCUGGAUGUGGCAUCCACCGUCCUGGUGUGCUGGGAAUGCUGCAGGCUGGGAAGGCCACCCCGGACUACCCCGGACCCCAGGCUGAGUGUGGUGGGGGCACCUGAGGGGCAGGUGGGGAAGGGGCUCCCCUGGGUGAGUCUCUCCGUGGCCUCAGGGCUGGAGGGCUGCCGUCCUCCUGCUGUCCCCCAUCUUCUCCAUCCUCCCUGUCCCCCCAGCCCAGGGUGGUGGGAUGGUCCUGCAGCCCCCACUGACCACCCACACCCUGCUCCAGCUGCAGGCUGGGGGUGUGGGCAGAGCCCAAGCCCCUCAUGGCAGGCAGUGCACACACCACACCCCCUCCUCCCCAGAAGAGGGGCUGCUGGGGCCAG
Messenger RNA from Neopelma chrysocephalum (saffron-crested tyrant-manakin), 1584 nucleotides. It is a transcript of the gene FAM110D, whose product is annotated as family with sequence similarity 110 member D. The record is from RefSeq and is a predicted model, not a curated record. The transcript has a single exon. Bases 107 to 1144 code for a protein of 345 amino acids. Lineage: Eukaryota; Metazoa; Chordata; Aves; Passeriformes; Pipridae.